AUGCCAUUCGGGGUAACGAAUGCUCCUGUUGUCUUUAUGGAUUACAUGAACCGGGUGUUUCAACCAUAUUUGGAUCAGUUCGUGGUAAUCUUUAUAGACGACAUAUUGAUAUACUCACGGACUAUCGAAGAGCACAUGGAGCAUUUGAGGAUUGUGUUGUCGGUUCUCAGAGAAAAGCGGUUGUUUGCGAAGUUUAGCAAGUGUGAGUUCUGGAUGUCUGAAGUCAAGUUUCUUGGACAUGUCAUAUCUGGCGGCGGCGUAGCUGUAGACCCUUCAAAGGUAGAAGCAGUAAUAAAUUGGGAACGACCCAAGAAUGCAACUGAGGUCCGUAGUUUCCUAGGCUUGGCAGGUUACUAUCGGAGGUUCAUCAUGGGAUUUUCCAAGCUAGCAUUACCUUUGACCAGGCUUACAAGGAAGGAGGUUUCGUUAAGUUGGAAUUCAGAAUGUGAGAAGAGUUUUCAGAAACUCAAGGAGAAAUUAACUACAACUCCAGUGUUGGUGAUCCCAGAUCCGAACUGA
Messenger RNA from Vicia villosa (hairy vetch), 519 nucleotides. RefSeq lists its product as uncharacterized. The record is from RefSeq and is a predicted model, not a curated record. Lineage: Eukaryota; Viridiplantae; Streptophyta; Magnoliopsida; Fabales; Fabaceae. Bases 1 to 519 code for a protein of 172 amino acids. The transcript has a single exon.